CCAUUUUGCUUCUCGGGUUAACGGUUCGUGCGGUCGGUGUCCGGGAUCCCGAGACCGAGACCGGCACCAGACAUGGCGGAUUUCGACAACAACCCGUUCGUAGACCCGGACCUCAACAACCCCUUUAAGGAUCCUUCGGUUACACAAGUGACAAGAAAUGUUCCUCCCGCAUUAGAAGAAUAUAAUCCGUUCUCUGAUUCUAAAACCGCUCCACCACCAAAAGUUAAAAUGCCGACGGCAGCACCCAGUACCCAGCCAGCAAUAAUGAAACCCACAGAGGAAUCCCCAGCGUACAAUCAGAUUGCAAAGGUACACAGCUUUCCCCAGGAGCACGCGUUGGCCCAGGCCGAACUCCUGAAACGCCAGGAAGAGCUUGAGAGAAAAGCUGCAGAGCUUGAUCGCAGGGAACGUGAAAUUCAGAGCCUCAACCAAUCAGGAGGAAGGAAAAAUAAUUGGCCGCCUCUCCCGAGUAAUCUUCCUGUUGGACCGUGUUUCUAUCAAGAUUUUUCAGUAGACAUCCCUAUCGAAUUUCAGAAGACUGUAAAGAUUAUGUACUACCUAUGGAUGUUUCAUACGGUCACUCUCUUUGUAAAUGUCUUUGGCUGUCUGGCCUGGUUCUUUGUGGACUCGUCUCGAGGAGUUGAUUUUGGAUUAGCUAUCCUGUGGUUCUUGCUUUUCACACCAUGUUCCUUUGUUUGCUGGUACCGACCACUCUACGGCGCCUUCAGGAGCGACAGUUCAUUCCGGUUCUUUGUAUUCUUCUUUGUGUAUAUCUGUCAGUUUGCUGUGCACGUCCUACAGGCGGCAGGCUUUCAGGGAUGGGGAAACUGUGGAUGGAUUUCUGCACUAACUGGACUCAACAAAAAUAUCCCAAUUGGAAUAAUGAUGAUCAUAAUAGCAGCCCUCUUCACAGCCUCUGCUGUAAUAUCACUAGUGAUGUUCAAAAAGGUGCACGGACUAUACCGGACAACAGGGGCCAGUUUUGAAAAAGCGCAGCAAGAGUUUGCUACAGGUGUGAUGUCUAACAAGACGGUGCAGACUGCAGCAGCAAACGCAGCCACUUCAGCAGCAAGCAGUGCGGCUCAAAAUGCCUUUAAGGCUAACCAGAUGUAAGAAAAGCCGUCUGGAAGCUACCAUGACCACUGUCAACACACGACAUCCAGUCUUUCUCCCUUCCCCUCAGCCAUUUUUUUAUAAAAACCCACUGAAGACUAAAUUGCACUCGCCUUGUGUAUUUGCUCUAUUCAGCCCAAUUAGUGCCAGUGGGGACUGGAAUGCAUCGUGGUUCUAUAAGAGGUUCUGCAGCACAUAAUGUGCAUGGGCAAAAUCAGCAGUGCUGUUUCCCUUUCCCUCGCCUCACCCACUCCUUCAGAAUGCCCCCAGCCUCCUAUUAUUUAAAUAACCCUCAUGGAUAAAUGUAUUAAUGAGUAUGAAGUAGCUGGAUCUGGGUAGUUGGAAUCCUGAAAGUAUUGCGUGUAUUAUUGUUUUGUUUUGUUUUAGGUUUUUUUAAUUUUGUUUUGUUUUAGGCGUAGUAGCAUUCACAGUUUAUCAGUACACAGUUUAUUUUAAGUACAUAAUUAUAGCCAAUCAGAUUUUGCACGACAUUUGACUUUCAGUUAGCAACACUGUUUAAAAGCAAGAAUACAAAUCAUUGCUAUGAUCCUACAGUUUAAAUUAUUGUGGCUUUUACUUUUAUAUUAACUCAAUUUUAGUGACAUUUCCUGAAAACUCAUUUCAGCAUACAAGUGUGAAUUGUGUAUUGUAGCAGGCCUCUUCACAAUGAUAUAUAUAUAUAAUGUAUAUUUUUUUUUAGACUUCCUUGAAUAAUGUCGGUACACACAUUCUGAUGUAGAAUGUUUAAUGCAAUGUACAGUUAAUUUAGGCAAAUUGAAAGGGACGUGUCUUUGUAGUGUAUGUGCAGAACAUUUUCUUAGCUGUUGUAAAACCUCCUGUUUGCAGUUUCGUUAUUUUAUGUUGUGCAGUUUUGGUUUCAUUUUAUAAGCUGAUUUUAUGUAGAUCGCUUCCCCCAUUAUAGCCCACGUCUGUUCAUUGAAGUGAAUUCAUUUUAGGUGCAUGAAUUAAUAAAUACAGCAGCCAUUAAAUUAAGCAUAGUGCAGGAAAAACAUUUGUGACACUUACAAAAAACGGGUAUCUAUACAAUCUAUAUAUAUAUAUAUACACAAUCGUUCUGUGCAGCUAGAAUUAUCUGUCUAUAUGGGUAACCCAGGAUUUGUAUAUUAAACAAAAAGGAAAACAUAAACCUAUUUUAUUUUUUUGUUUAUUAUUAAUCUACAAUCUAGUUAGCGCAUUCUCUUUACACGUCAUCUGAAAAAUGAGAAAUCUGUUAUAAAUAAUGUAUAUAAUAUUGGAUAUAGAACUCCAACAGCACUCUAAAGGGACAGGUUUAACCUCCGUACUGUACUAUGUAUUUAUUGAAGUUCAUAUUUAAAAUACCACUUGCAUUCUGUAAAGCAAAAGCCUUUUAUUUCUUGUAUACGGCUCUCCUGUCCUUAACCAGUAAGGCUGUCAAGGCUGAAUAUGAGCGAAUAUGGCUAGGUCAUUCAGCCUCCAUAAACAGUUUUGUUCUGACUGCCGGGAUGUGUAAUGUUUGAGGGAAAACUUGGCACAAAAAUAUAAAUGGACCUUUACUUUAGAGCAGAACUGUCACUUAUUUGAUUUUGACACGACUCUGUAGCUAAGAUACGUUAGCCGUGUUGUUGGCUAUUUUGUUUUCACUCUGUGUCUGGCUGUUCUGACACAACCAUGGCAUAUUAUGUGAAAUAGGUUGACCCCCUAAAUUGCUGUGUGUGUGCUCAUGGCUCUUUUGGAGAAAUUACACAGCGUACACACAUGGUCAAUCAAAAUUUUUUCUGCAAACACCCAAGCACACAUGAUCGCAUCCAGAACAUUAUGGGGCUGCUAUGUCACCACAUGUAUGGAAGUGCUGAGGGGGUAAGUACAUUUUAUAUUUACCUCCACUGCAUUAGAUAAGUGGCAGUUCUGCGUUAGGUAUGUAGUGUGAAUAUGCCCUCACAAUAAUUCUUGCUGCACAAAACGGUUUGUUAAUGACAUGAUUUUGUCACAGGAGUGAAGACAUUGCAUACCUUAUUAGUGAUCUACUCUAAUUUUUAUAAAUAUGUGAUUGGAAGAUCAUAUAUUUCCAGGUUUAUUUGCUAAAAUGAGAAUUAAAUAGGAAUUUAUCAUUUGAGCCAGAGUAUCCAGUUCGACUAUUUUGGCAUAAAAGCGCCUCUGUCACCCGCUGGGGUCUUUGUAUAUUUUGGUUAGCGUGGUGUGCGGUCUUCAUGUGUGCGGAGCCUACAUCCGUGUUAUAUUCUUACACAUGUACAACACUACUGUUUAUGGAGUAUCCUGUAGGACUGCGAGAACCUCCACAGAUUUCAUCUCGUAAUGAGCGCAACAUUGCUGUAUUCCUGCAGCCGUUACUUGAGACUGCUGAGGGAAAGGGUCGAGGAUUGAUGGCAGUAGCUCUGCAUUUUGUCGAUUUGAGAAUUUAACAAAAGACAGAGUCCAUACUUUGACUUACUUGGAAUUUCAAUGAAAUUACAACACAGUCUUUAUAAGCAUUUCGUAAAGAUUUUAUUGUUAUGAAAUGCUCGGUUUUGGGUGGGGAUGGUGGGGAUUUAGUAAAUAUACAUUUUUUUUUUUUAUCAUACAUUCUCUUGACAAUUCAAGUGUCCAUUCAUUUUUAUUUAAAGGAACAAACAAUUGGACAUGAAUUGUUUAAUUUUAUUAUUCUUUGUUUUCUUUCUACAUGUAAAUGUGAAGCCUAUGAGCAUUGAUCUAAAUGCAGUAUUGAAUAUGGCUGAAUUCAAAGAUAAGAUUAGAUGAAGUGAUGCAAUGUUUUAACAGACUGGAAGUGGUUGUCAUCUAGAAAGCAGUUUUAAAUGAAAUAUGGUUGCCUGCCAGGUUUUCAUUCAUAAAGGAAGAACGAUUAAUCAAACUUUGCUGCUCACGAGUCCAUCGGUCCAGACUGUGGGGCAGGACUUCACUAACUUCACACUGCGAGCUAGCAAGAGCAAUGGUCACCGAGGAGAGUCAUUAAAGAGGCAAUUGCUUGGAAUUCAAAGUUCAUUUCAAUUUUUAGAUGAAAAUAUCAAAAGUUGAAACAUAUUUUUUUCCCCCUCCAAUUCUGCUUAAUUAGCCUUAUUUUAGUAAUUUAUUGUAAUUAUCAAUAGUUGGUAGUUUAGUGAUUAACCUGACACGGUACGUGAUUCCUCUUGUUACCGAACCAGAAAGCUAAAUGCUGCGUGUCACUUUCUAACCUUAAAACUGGAUCACUAAUGGACGCCGUCAGAAGUAUUCUCCGUAAACAACCCAAAUGUGGGACUCUCUGUUAGUUCCGAUUUGUGUCUUUUAUCCAGCUGUUACAAUGUUUAAUCGAGAUCAAAGUAUCUUUGUAUUAUUCUUAUUUAGCUCUAUAACCUUAGAUUUACUUUGCUAUAAGAACAUUUUCAGAACAAACACAAGGAAGUGGUAUGUAUUUAACCCAUUAAAUGCCUGUCGGGGUUAUUUACUGAACGGAGUGAAUCCUUUCAUUUCCUUUAGUUGUGUGUGUGAAGCACUUUAGGAGGAUGUUCUGUUCUGUGGUUGGAACACAUGGUUACUAAUCAUGGAGCCGUAUUGACUUUAAUAAUCAUUGGGAAAUGGUUAUAAAUGGUAAUGGGAGACAUCAGCACAAUACGUUUUUAUUGAAAAUCGUUUGUCUGGAAAAAGCCCAACAGAAGAUUUUAUAAGGAUUUCACCAGGCCCCACCAAUUGGUGAGAUAUCGGUGCAAUGAGUAAUUUAGUGCAGCAGGAGACGCUAUAUGUGUAAAUCAAUACACACAACUGGUCCGCAUUCUUGGCAUUGAAAACCUUUUUAACUUCUUGAGGACUCGUGUCAUUACCUGACAGCAAACCAGUAAUCAUACUUUAUUAACAAUUGCAGGGCUGCCUAGAGCUGCAAAUGCAAAAUAAACUGAACCUUCAAUAGUUGCACUGGGGCUUAAAGGAAUACUCCAAGCACCAUAACUACUGCAGCAUGCUGUAGUGGUUAUGGUGCCAGGAUUGCACAAACAUCUCAGUGUAAUUAGUGAAGCCAUUUUAGAAUGGUUUGACUUCUUAUCUGCUCCCCGCCUCCUCUCAACUGUUGUAUGAGCUUCCCUACUUCUUAGCUAGGCCCAGUGAGCAUUAUCUGAGCUAAACUCGUCCGGACUUAGUUCGGACAGUGAGCUUUUGUUUAGACAUACCCACAAGUAAGCAGUUACAACUUCCUAAAACUGUUUGACUUCUUACGCUGGGGAACUUCAGAGCAAUCCUGGCACCAUAACUACCACAGCUCACUGCAGUGGUUACAAUACUUGAAGUGUUAAUUAAAUUCCAAAUACAGUUCUUUCAGAUAAUGGGAGCUUCUGCAUGAACGAUAGCUUUGCAAAUCAUUAUGGGAAAUGAAGCCGGCUAUCCCUUGCACAUGCAGUUGUAUCUGUGGAUGAUAAAUAUAUUGUAGCAAUUGAGUCAGUAUUUUGAUUGGAGUAUUUUUACAUUGACAUUCUGCAUUAGUUAAUAUUAAAUAAGGUUUGUUUGUUUUUAUUUUGCUAAAAUAUUAAAAUCAAUCAACAAAUUGUGCUAGCGUGAUCAUUAGCUUAAUGUAUAGAUUGCAUGAUAUAUGUGCAGUUACACCAGGAUGCUAGCCACAAUCCGGAAUUCAUCUCGGUUGGAGUGUUUUAUCAAUCACUAGAGCAGUAGAAGCUAAACUCUGCGCUGUCACUUUCAGGGAAGCCAUGGAAAGCUAUGUGGGAAUUUCAUUGAGAUGCCAUCAGAAUCAUUAGAACAAGGGACUUCAUUCUAUUAUGGGGGGUGUUUCUAUUUGUUAAUUAUUUUUAGAUGUGACCCAUGUCGCCAUUUCCCAUGAGCCAGUGAGAAUUUUACGCAAUUUAAAUUGUAAGACCAAAAUAGCAAAAUUGGGAAAAUUGUGUACUCGGCUUCUUUGGCCUAAAAUUUGAAAAUGACUUUGAAUUCUCACUUUGGUAAAAUAACCCUGUCAGUUUUUACCAUGUUACAUUUUUAGGUGACAGGCAGCACCUUAAGUUAUUUAAAUCUCAAAAUCAAGCCUCCCUAUGUUUCAUACCAGUUUGUCUUAUCUUACAUCUCCUACCUUAAUAAAUAAAGUAUUAUAUAAAUCCCCCCUCGUAUGUUCUGCGUGUCUUAGUGUGUAGGGGCCCAGUGCAUAUGGUCUGCAUGAGCCCCCUGAAUACAUAGUGUACACUCCAGCAAAAUCAAAUGUAGCCUGUGGAUUGCCAGGAGCAUGCUCAGUACCUGAAGGGUUAUCCAUGUCUAUUUAAACUGGCCGGUGCUACACCUUGUUCAUCAAAUGUUGAAUAAAAUCCAUUUUAUGCACUAUUUGUUUUCAAUGCUCCUUUUGCAUCGUUUGCAGCUCAGUGAGAUAAACACUGGAAGGUAUGCACUUUGGGAUUUUGUUCUGUUCUUUUCUUUAUCCUAAAGCUUGGACUUUAUUUAUCUGAAGGGUGUUUGUAUAUUUUGUAAAUUACUAAAACUGCGCUGCUGUCACGGUAAAAGCAAGUCAUUUUCCUGUACAAAUGUACUCUUUCCACUCUGUGUUGCAUGUCUGAGUAGUUCAGAUGUUUUGUAUAUUUAUUGUAUUAACACAGAGUGUGUCAUAGAAUAAAAUUAAUAUUUGCUGA
Pelobates fuscus (common spadefoot toad) is the source of this 6701-nucleotide messenger RNA. RefSeq names its product secretory carrier membrane protein 1 (gene SCAMP1). Gene Ontology annotation, cellular component: trans-Golgi network membrane; recycling endosome membrane. Gene Ontology annotation, biological process: protein transport. The record is from RefSeq and is a predicted model, not a curated record. Lineage: Eukaryota; Metazoa; Chordata; Amphibia; Anura; Pelobatidae. The transcript is spliced from 9 exons. Bases 73 to 1113 code for a protein of 346 amino acids.